AUGAAGAUUAAAAGUUCUCUCUGUGCUCUGUCGGAGAUGUUGGAGUAUCUCCUCGAGACUGCGAGAAUUUCUCCUACAGAUGGCGGAAUGGUAAAAGAUGGAUUGGGUGAGAGCGAACGAAGCAGAGGAGUCUUGAUACAACUCAGUGAUCUGUUCGACCGUUCCUUCCACGUCUGGAGUACGGGCUUUGGUAGGGACGGGGAGGACCGGGAGCGGUUUGUUGAGAGCUGCGAGGAAAUCUUUUUGGUGUCUGCGGUCCGCUUCUGA
Messenger RNA from Serpula lacrymans var. lacrymans S7.9, 267 nucleotides. RefSeq lists its product as uncharacterized. The record is from RefSeq and is a predicted model, not a curated record. The coding region runs from base 1 to 267 and encodes 88 amino acids. The transcript has 2 exons. Lineage: Eukaryota; Fungi; Basidiomycota; Agaricomycetes; Boletales; Serpulaceae.